Messenger RNA from Drosophila hydei, 1569 nucleotides. Its product is annotated as fringe glycosyltransferase. Gene Ontology annotation, cellular component: Golgi membrane. The transcript is spliced from 7 exons. Bases 216 to 1487 code for a protein of 423 amino acids. Gene Ontology annotation, molecular function: O-fucosylpeptide 3-beta-N-acetylglucosaminyltransferase activity. Lineage: Eukaryota; Metazoa; Arthropoda; Insecta; Diptera; Drosophilidae. The record is from RefSeq and is a predicted model, not a curated record. Gene Ontology annotation, biological process: pattern specification process; regulation of Notch signaling pathway.
CUAAGCAAGACGUACGCGCGCGUGCCGCUUGCAUAAUACGUGAGUUUUACGUAAAAUACGCAAACGUUCAAAAUAUCACAAGUGCAAAGAACUUUGAAAACCAUAUUUAAUAAAAAAUAAAAUAAAAUAAACUAGAGUGCAGUGUUUACCGUUAAUUGCUUAUCGUUUAUUCGAUUCGAUCGCACGAUCGAUGUUCGCGUAGAGGACGCCAGCAUAUGAUGAGCCUGACUGUUGUCUCGCUGCCGCAACGUUACAAACGAAUCCUGCAAGCGAUGACACUCGCCGUUGCCGUCGUCUAUAUGACACUAUUGCUCUAUCAGAGCGCCUACGGAUAUCCGGGCCUACAACUGCCGCCGCAGUCGCAGCUGGAUGGCAAUGAACCUGCCACAACGACCACACAGCAACAGCUGCAGUCCCAGCCGCAGCCGCAGCUGCAGCUGCUACAACAUGCUUUGCCCCGCUCGCUGCCACCCACACACUCAGCCUCUUCGCUGGCCACGCCCAUAACGCCCUCGCUGAUCAUACGCAAGGACAUACACAGUUUUAACUUUAGCGACAUUGAGGUCAGCGAACGACCCGCUGCCACGCUGCUCACUGAGCUGGCGCGACGCAGUCGCAAUGGCGAGCUGCUGCACGAUCUGUCGCAGCGUGCGGUAACUGCCACGCCCCAGCCGCCCACCACGGAACUAGAUGACAUUUUCAUCAGUGUGAAGACGACGAAGAACUAUCACGAUACGCGACUGGCGCUGAUCAUCAAGACCUGGUUCCAAUUGGCGCGCGAUCAGACCUGGUUCUUCACAGACACCGACGAUCAUUACUAUCAGGAGAAGACAAAGGGACAUUUGAUAAACACGAAAUGCUCCCAGGGCCACUUUCGCAAGGCGCUGUGCUGCAAAAUGUCCGCCGAACUGGAUAUCUUUCUCGAGAGCGGCAAAAAAUGGUUCUGUCACUUCGACGAUGACAACUAUGUCAAUGUGCCCCGUUUGGUGAAACUGCUGGAUGAGUAUAGCCCCACGGUGGACUGGUAUCUGGGCAAGCCGAGCAUAUCCUCGCCGCUGGAAAUACAUCUCGAUAACAAGAACGCGACGACCAACAAGAAGAUCACCUUUUGGUUUGCCACAGGCGGCGCUGGCUUCUGCCUAAGUCGAGCUUUGACUCUGAAGAUGCUGCCCAUAGCAGGUGGCGGCAAGUUUAUUAGCAUCGGCGAUAAGAUACGCUUUCCGGACGACGUCACAAUGGGUUUCAUCAUAGAGCAUCUGCUGAAGGUGCCGUUGACUGUUGUCGAUAAUUUCCAUUCGCAUUUGGAGCCGAUGGAGCUUAUACGCUCCGAUACAUUCCAGGAUCAGGUGUCCUUCAGCUAUGCCCACAUGAAGAAUCAAUGGAAUGUGAUCAAAGUGGAUGGCUUCGAUCUGAAGACAGAUCCAAAGCGUUUCUAUUCGCUGCACUGUCAACUCUUUCCCUACUUCAGCUUCUGCCCGCCCAGAUAAAACGUAGAUCGAUAUUUAUCGGGUGUCUACCCUUGGCUGUUGCAGACGUUGCGCUCGGUUCUGAACCGAAAUUUGUUUGGCA